Prunus armeniaca (apricot) is the source of this 168-nucleotide messenger RNA. Lineage: Eukaryota; Viridiplantae; Streptophyta; Magnoliopsida; Rosales; Rosaceae. The record is from the annotation of a GenBank genome assembly.
AUGAAUAUUGGAAGCUCUAGCCAGAACCCACACCACGACAUGGAGAUAAAUCAGGUGGCUCUCAGGGAAGGACUGGGGUCAGAUGAGAGUGAUGCCCGGCACUCAGCACAUGGCAGCACAGGGAGUAGAAGAUCUAGGACCGGCUCCAGAAGGAUGAACCAAAUAUAG